GAUUUCUCAUCGGCGCAGUUCUUCCAGCGAUAUCUCGUUCACGUUUGCUCACGAAAGGCGGCGGGCACUUGCUUUAGUGGACAGCCAGGUGAAGGAUGGAUACAGGGGAGCCCAAAGCGAAGAAAAUCAAACUUGAGAAGAAAAAGAUCAGUCAGAAUGCACUGUUUGGCAUGGGAAAUCCCCUACUUGACAUCUGCGCUGUGGUGGACAAGGAUUUUCUUGACAAGUAUACACUCAAGCCAAAUGACCAGAUUUUAGCAGAAGAUAAACACAAGGCGAUGUUCGAAGAGAUCGUGAAGAAGUUCGCAGUGGAGUACCGCGCUGGUGGUGCCACCCAGAACUCGAUGAAAGUCGCCCAGUGGAUGAUCCAGAAGCCCUCCAAAGUUGCCACAUUCUUUGGCUGCAUCGGGGAGGACCGGUUUGGGGAGAUCCUGAAGGAGAAGGCCCAGGAGGCCCAUGUGGAUGCACACUACUACGAGCAGAGCAAGGAGCCUACUGGGACCUGUGCCGCUUGCAUCACAGGCGACAACAGGUCUCUUGUUGCUAAUCUGGCAGCUGCCAACUGCUAUAAGAAGGAUAAACACCUGGACCUGGAGGAGAACUGGAAGCUGGUAAAAAAAGCCAAAGUCUACUAUAUUGCAGGUUUCUUCUUGACCGUGUCGCCGGAGUCGAUCCUGAAGGUGGCCAAGCAUGCCUCGGAGAACAACAAGAUCUUUGGGAUUAAUCUGUCUGCCCCCUUCAUCUGUCAGGCAUUCAAGGAUUCCCUUCUGAAGGUCAUGCCAUAUGUGGAUGUCCUGUUCGGCAAUGAGACGGAGGCUGCCACGUUUGCUCGGGAGCAGGGCUUUGAGACGGAAGACAUUGUGGAGAUUGCCAUGAAGACCCAGAGCUUACCCAAGGUGAACAAGAAAAGACAGAGAAUUGUGGUCUUCACUCAGGGCAAGGAAUGCACUGUAAUGACCAAAGGUGACAAGGUGGAGACGUUUCCUGUUUUACAGAUUGAAGAGAGUGAAAUUGUGGACACCAAUGGAGCUGGAGAUGCAUUUGUAGGAGGUUUCCUGUCUGAGCUUGUGCAGGAUAAGCCUCUGGAACAGUGUAUCCGUGCUGGACACUAUGCUGCUAACGUCAUCAUUAGACAUGUGGGCUGUACACUUCCAGAGAAGCCUGACUUCCAUUGAGAAAACAAGUAGAUUUGACUGCCUAGUCAUAUAAGACCGAGAUCUUCCUUUUCCUUCUUAACUUUUGCUUUAACCUCCUUCGUUCCUCUUGCUCUUCAUGCUUUUAGACUUCUGUGCCUCUCCUUCAAGUUCAGGCAGGCCCACAUCAUGAUGGAAUCAUGCAAAUAUUUAACUUAAUAACAAACACAUGUUUACAAAAAUAAGCAACAGACUCUUGCUAUAAAUAGCUAUUUGUUUGUACUAAAACGUUAUUGUUUCUGUCCCCUGCACUAAAACCAUUUGCAGAAGACAGGUGUAUAUAAUAAUCAUUUUCCAUAAGAGAUCAUUUAUUUGAGCUAUGAAAAAAAAAGCAACCUAUAAUUGAAUACCUGCUAGAGAAGCAGGAGCGGCAUGCUUUGCUUUGAUUGGUUAGGGGGCACCGAAGUUCACAAAUGUUUUUAAAGGCCAGUCUUGUUCUAAAAAGGCUAAAGUGAUUUGUAAGAUGGUCACUUUUAACUAAGCAGUAAUAGAGAUGAAAAAUCUUCGCAUGCAUGUUUGUGAUAUGGAGUGUGGAUUUGUCUGCAUUUUGCAGCUUUUGAAUACACAGACUCUGGAAAACUGAAAAAAUUAAAGUCCUCAUCACCUCCGCCUUCAUCUUCUCGUCUCUGUAUACUUCCUUGUAUGGUUUAAUACACAUUGUAAUAUAGAGAACAGAUGUGGAAGUUUAAUUUUUAUGGAUUUAAGCAUAAAUCAUCAUAUUACGUUGAUAUUAUUCUUAUGUUGAUGUCACAACAGUAUAUAAACAUAGUCUUUGAUUCCAUCACAUAUUUAUCACAAGAUAAGUAUGAUCAGCACAAGACAUCGUGUUUUCCAUUAGUCUACCGAACCUGCUUUAUUCACCAUACUUAAGCUGGUUAUGCUGCAGUUGGAGCCCUUAACUCCUUACUUGUCCCCUUGAUCACAGUGGCAGACCUGCAAGAGGUUGCCUCUGCUACAGGAUUAGUAGCAGCUAUUCAUGGCCAUCAUUGGGGAGAACUGAAAAUACAGCUGUCCCCUUUUGUCCCCUUCUGGAUGUGGAUGGUGACUCAUGGCAAGUCCAGGUCCAGAAGCCAGAGGUACAGAACAUGGUCUCCAUGUUGGACAGACUGGUCUCGGUGCUUGCAUUCUUAAACCCUGUGAGUCUGUAUACAUGCCUGACUUACAGCAAUGGCCUUUAGAGCUCAUUCACACAUCUGCACUCAGUCCUUCCACCCACUCUCACCCAUUGUGUUUCAGUGGUUUUCCUCUCGUCUGCCUGUUUUACAUUAAAGUUAUGUUCUCAGGACCUAAAAACGUUGUCAACUUCAUACAAUAUUGAAGUUGUAUUGCAGGUAUCUUGGAGUUUGACAACUUUUCUCAAUAACUUUUCAUGCUAAGAAUUCAUGUUAUAAAUUAAGCAUAUGAUGGUGUUGGUUCUAUUUAAAAUAUAUUUUUGUAAAAUGUCUUAUUACCAGUAGCAAUAUUGUGAAUGUCUAACUGAUUCUAGGCAGUGUUAUUGCCUGUACACUUUGGAACAGUCAACUUAAAUUGGGAUAACUUUGGAGGGGCAAUGUUUUAAAUAAACAUUAAUUGUUAUCUGUUG
Electrophorus electricus (electric eel) is the source of this 2775-nucleotide messenger RNA. It is a transcript of the gene adka, whose product is annotated as adenosine kinase a. NCBI's taxonomy places the organism in Eukaryota, Metazoa, Chordata, Actinopteri, Gymnotiformes, Gymnotidae. Gene Ontology annotation, cellular component: nucleus; cytosol. Gene Ontology annotation, molecular function: adenosine kinase activity. Gene Ontology annotation, biological process: purine ribonucleoside salvage; purine nucleobase metabolic process. The record is from RefSeq and is a predicted model, not a curated record.